CAGGAGGUCAGCUAGUCCAACCCCCUGCUCAAAGCAGGACCAAUUCCCAAUUAAAUCAUACAGCAUCAUAGAAUAGCAGAUAGAAUCAUAGAAUAUCAGGGUUAAACUGGAGCCACGUCUCCUGCUACGUUGAGUGGGAAAUCGAGGCCUGGGGCCUAACUCUUUAGAGUGUACACAGCUAAUCAUCCGAGGGCCCUGGAGCGCACUGUCAAUGCCUUUUGAACAGGGUUCUCUCUUCUUUGCAGAAUAUGGCCCCGAGAAGAACGCAGCAGGUUGGGGUGGGGCCGUCCACGGAGCAAGACUACAUCUCCAAGGUGGUUCUGCUGGGGAGCGCGGCCGUGGGAAAAUCAAGCACAGCCUUCCGCUGUGUGAAAAAUGAUGUCAGGGAAUCCGUGCCCACUGUGGGAUGUUCUUUCUUCACCCAGCUGGUAUGUUUAGAGACUGCCACAAUCAAGCUUGAGAUCUGGGAUACUGCAGGACAAGAGAAGUACCAUAGUAUUUGCCAUCUUUAUUACAGGGGGGCGGAUGCUGCCCUUCUUGUAUAUGACAUAGCCAGAAAGGAGGCGGAGGAGUUUGCAAAGAGCAAAAGCUUAAUUUCCGUGGAAACGUCCACAAAAUCCAACCACCAAGUGACCGAGGUGUUUAUGGCCAUAGAUCAGUUCCAAGUGAGAAGCCGCUGGACAGGCCAGAGUCCUCACCCAGAUUGGAAAACAAGAUCCCUGCAUCCUUCUUCCUUAGGGUGUAGAAUAAAGCCCUCGAAUCGACACAUCCAGCCCCCUCCCAAGAACCAGUUAUGCCCAGAGACAAUCCCGAGUGGUCAGUCCUCCCUUCACACGAAUGCCGACUACUGCCAAGCCACCAACGACGCUGGGUUCAUGGGAGGCUAA
Molecule: messenger RNA, 887 nt
Organism: Mauremys reevesii (Reeves's turtle)
Lineage: Eukaryota; Metazoa; Chordata; Testudines; Geoemydidae
Product: ras-related protein Rab-17-like
Exons: 5
Coding region: 249-887 (212 amino acids)
Cellular component (GO): endosome
Molecular function (GO): GTPase activity; GTP binding
Source: RefSeq, a predicted model, not a curated record